AUGAUUACUCCCUUGGACUCAGGUAUUCAAACCAGAUCUAAGGCGAGAAAUAUGCUUACAUUCUCUGCUUUCCUAUUCCAAAAUGAGCCCAAAAACAUCAAAGAAGCCUUAAAGGAUGUUGACUGGAUAGCUGCUAUGCAAGAAGAGCUUCAUCAAUUUGAAAGGAAUAAAGUGUGGCAUCUGGUCCCCAGACCAUCAGAUAGAAUAUUGAUAGGGACCAAAUGGGUCGUUCGCAACAAACUUGAUGAAUUGGGCAACACUACCAGAAAUAAGGCCAGGCUGGUAGUUCAAGGGUACAAUCAAGAAGAAGGAAUAGAUUAG
This is a messenger RNA of Lycium barbarum (goji berry), 321 nucleotides long. RefSeq lists its product as uncharacterized. The transcript has a single exon. The record is from RefSeq and is a predicted model, not a curated record. Bases 1 to 321 code for a protein of 106 amino acids. Lineage: Eukaryota; Viridiplantae; Streptophyta; Magnoliopsida; Solanales; Solanaceae.